This is a messenger RNA of Anisakis simplex (herring worm), 1119 nucleotides long. Lineage: Eukaryota; Metazoa; Nematoda; Chromadorea; Rhabditida; Anisakidae. The record is from the annotation of a GenBank genome assembly.
AUGUUUCUCGCAGAUUGCGUUCAACAUGUCGCUGUGGCUGCCUUUGGAAUGGGCUCGUGGCUGAGCGUGAACGCAGUUUACGUGCAAUUACCUCUGCUUAUUUAUAUUGUACCAGAAGGCUGGAAUCUAGCCACUUACAUCGUUUUACUCGUUCAAAUUGCCUGUAUUGCACCUCUCAUCUAUGGCAUAUUAGAUAUACUGAUGGAAUGCAUCUCAAACAAGACGUGGAAAAGAUAUAAUCAAAUGGUUCUCAUUCCGAUCAUGCUCGUUCUGUCCGGAUUUGGCCUUCUGAUGGCUGCGUUCACGUAUGACCAACCUGUCGUUAUAGACAAUGCCAAGCACAGUUAUUGGCUGUUUGUCGCAAUAUUGAUCAUGUCAAUUCCGUGUACAACCGCAGAUGUACUCUUUCUACCGUACAUAACGAAACUCGAGAAUUUUAAAUACGUUACGACAUUUUUUAUCGGAAUGGGUCUCAGUGCACUGCUGCCGAGUACAGUCUCACUCAUACAAGGUGCGUCUGCAAAUCUCAACGGUACUGUACCGAAUGCAUGGGGAUCGACAGAGGGCAGUGUUUUGUUUGGCCCGAGAUCGUAUCUCGUCAUAAUGGUUGCUCUCACUUUUGUCUCGCUUUUAGAAAUCGCCGUCUCAUUCGAUUUGUCAGAUCGACUUGAAGAUACCAGAAGGAACGAAAAGUGUCAGUUGUUCAAGCUUUUAGAAUUUACUCGUUUCGAGAAUUUUUGCCCAAAUAUUUAUUUCUGGUCAACUCUACUAACAGUCAUGAUGAAUCCAAUAUUCUGCUUCUUGCAAUUCUGCAUUGCCUUCAAAAACACUUGUUUCUUCAUUAUAUGGGCAAGUGUAAGUUUUGCAUUGGUGGCAUUCGCUUUCACUAUGGCAUUGGUUGGAAAGGUCGAUGGCCUCGCACCAGUGUUGUUGGUUGUGUUCGGGCUGAGUUCAGGUCUUAUCUCUUGGGAACGAACUGCAAUCGCGCAAAUACUUCGUCAGACAAGUACUGCUCGUGGUCUUUUCUGGUGUGGUGCUUUCACGCAGAUCGGUUCUUUUAUUGGUGCAUUGACGAUGUUCGUUUUGACCGAAGUAGUGGGAAUAUUCAGAAAACAAUGA